AAUCCCACAUGAUUGACAAACAGUUACUUGUCUUUAUCUAUGAACAGUUAGUUCUGUCUGGUCCAAGGACGGAUUGUGUUUUUUGUUUUUGAUAGUUUGGGGCUUUCUUCUGCGAUUUGUGAAUAAAAGUGGUGUUUGAAUCGAUCGGGUCGAGACGAACAAGAAGUAGUGAGUGUUUCGGGUAUUGAAAAUGCAAAGUAAGCAUCAUUCAAGCCAUCAUAGUAGCAUCACCAUGAGUAUGAGAGAUAAAGAAAAGUACAUCGAGACCUUCAGCUUUCCCUAUUGUGAGGAGGCCACGAAGUACCAGACGGUGGCCAAAAUCGGCCAGGGUACAUUUGGUGAGGUCUUCAAAGCACGCGACAUCAACAACCCGAAGAAAUUCGUGGCCAUGAAGAAAGUGCUGAUGGAUAACGAGAAGGAGGGCUUUCCGAUCACUGCGCUGAGGGAGAUUCGCAUUUUACAGCUGCUCAAGCAUGACAACGUGGUCAAUCUGAUCGAGAUCUGCCGCACCAAAGCAUCGUUGCACAAUCGGUACCGAUCCACGUUUUACUUGGUCUUCGAUUUUUGCGAGCACGACCUCGCUGGACUGCUCUCCAACGUGAACGUGAAGUUCAGCCUGGGGGAGAUUAAGAAAGUGAUGCAACAGCUGCUGAACGGCCUGUAUUACAUUCACUUUAAUAAAAUCCUGCAUCGCGACAUGAAAGCGGCCAACGUGCUCAUCACGAAGGGCGGCAUCCUAAAACUCGCAGAUUUUGGCCUCGCCAGAGCGUUCAGCACUAGCAAGACUGGGGUUCCCAAUAGGUUUACUAAUAGAGUGGUCACUCUGUGGUAUCGCCCACCCGAGCUGCUACUGGGCGACAGGAAUUAUGGGCCUCCGGUAGACUUGUGGGGCGCCGGUUGCAUAAUGGCCGAGAUGUGGACCAGAAGUCCCAUCAUGCAGGGCAACAGUGAGCAACAGCAACUGACUCUCAUAUCUCAACUAUGUGGGUCGAUCAACCCGACCAGUUGGCCGGGGGUGGAAAAGUUGGACAUGUACAACAACAUGGAGUUGCCCCAGGAGCAGAAGCGCAAGGUAAAGGAACGCUUGAGGCCGUACAUGAAGGACCCCUGGGCUGUGGAUCUUCUGGAUAAGCUGCUGACUCUGGACCCGUCUAAGCGGUUGGAUGCCGAUGGCGCCCUUAACCACGACUUCUUCUGGACCGAUCCAAUGCCGGUGGAUUUGUCGAAAAUGCUGGCGACCCACACGCAGAGCAUGUUCGAGUUCCUGGCGCCGGCUCGCCGAGCCACGCAAGUCAACAGGCACCAUUCCAUGCCCAGGCCGUCUGCCUCCUCUGUGCAGGACGGCGGGUAUCAAGAUCGGGUUUUCUAGUGGAGACUGAACUAGUAGACUAGUGAUCGUAUGUGAUAGUGCUCUGGCUUCGAACGCUGCUUAAUAUCACUGUUCCACACCAAACUGAAGAUGAAGCAGAUGCUGCUGCGGAUCGAGGCUGAGUCGUUCUUGUUAUUAAUAUUAUAGUAUAAUAUCUAAUACCAUUCUUUGUUGUUAAAUUGAAUAAUCAGUGUGUCCCAAUUAAAUACUUUCAUAAUUAA
Molecule: messenger RNA, 1590 nt
Organism: Dendroctonus ponderosae (mountain pine beetle)
Lineage: Eukaryota; Metazoa; Arthropoda; Insecta; Coleoptera; Curculionidae
Gene: Cdk9
Product: cyclin-dependent kinase 9
Exons: 4
Coding region: 191-1369 (392 amino acids)
Biological process (GO): protein phosphorylation
Cellular component (GO): nucleus
Molecular function (GO): ATP binding; cyclin-dependent protein serine/threonine kinase activity
Source: RefSeq, a predicted model, not a curated record